AUGAUGCAGAGGAAAGGUGCGGGCUUUCUGGCAGCUAUUCGACUUAUCAGCCCACUCUCUGCCCGGGUGGAUGGCGACCAAUCAGGUUUUGCCAUCUGCAUGGGAACACCUCCACCGCAACACCAGAGCAAGUUUACUGCCGAUGUAUGGAUAAACUCAUUGUGGGACAACAUGCAGCAGCCUUUACAUCUCCACCUGCAGCUCUUAUUUGUUUCAGCCCUUGCUGGGAGUUCCUUGUUGCAUUUUUUCACUGGGGCAACUCAACUAGCUCCAGAAUGCUUGCCAGGAGGACAUCAUGUUCUACACAAUGCCUAUCGCAGCAUCAGUUUUGAUUCUUUGGAAUUGCAGGAAACAGCUAUUCAGGACAUGGUCUGUGAUCAUUCGCUUCCACAAGGGUGGUACCGCUUCAUGAUUGAAAACAAGCCUGCAGAAAUGCCAACAAAGUGUAUAGAAAUGAACAAAUGUGGGACUCAAGCUCCAGUUUGGCUGUCGCUUGAAUCUGGCUCCCUCCCACACCCUGGUGAGAGAAAGCCACUAACAGCCUGUGCGACCUGGCAGUUCUUUUUGGGAAGCAUCAAAGACUGUUGUCUGUUCCGAAUACCUAUAUCAGUUAGACACUGUGGAGAAUUCUUUGUUUAUCUCUUGCAACCGACUCAAGGAUGUAUGGGUUACUGCGCAGAAGUUGUUGAAGAAUCACAAUUAAAUGAUUUUGGUCCUAGAGGAACUGAGCUAGAAGACAUCUUUCAAGGACAAUUCCAGAUCCCAGCGUUGCAACCAGUUGUCACCCCUGAGCUGUUGGGAGCCCAUGUCUACCUCAAAUGCACUUUCAGCAGUCCAUCUCCUUAUCAGUCUAUGGGUUACGUGGUGGUCUGGUCACGACUUUCUCCAUCAAGCAUGAAAGAACGGGUUCAUCAUGAGACAACUUUGAAGACAUUCUCCUACGUGGAGAUGGAUGGAGUUAAUUUCAGAUUAGGAGAUACGGUCUUUUGCACUGUCACAGCUUUUAGGUGGGACUCUCCUGAUCACCGGUCUUUCCCUGAAGAAAGUGAUGGAUUCUAUGCCGGGAUUAAGUUUGUGCCCGAAUCCUUACAAAUUGCCGAAGAUGGCAAGGAGCAUAUUUUGACAAUACUAAGUACCAUCCCUAUUACCUGUCUGGGCCAGGAUGACAUCUGUAAAAUUACUUUGCAGCUGAGUACCGGAGAUUCUGAUAACCUGGUAUGGAGGAGCCCAGACAUAGCACUUUCAACAUGCCAGGUGGAUCUGGAGCAUAUAUCCUGCAAGGAAGGUAGUUGUGCAAGAGCAUCACUCACUGUAAGAGCUGUGAAUGACUUUGCAGAGGAUGGAACACUCAUUAGCUAUAUCAGAGCCAAUCCAAUCCAAACAAGUGAACCAUUAUGGCAGGAUUAUAUACCAAUAGAUGUCAAGGUCACAGUUCAAGACUUCCCCACAGAGAACUGCUACUCUCUCACUGAUCCACACAUCAUCACAUUCGAUGGAAGGCGUUAUGAUAGCAACAUCGUUGGAACUUUUGUUCUGUACAAGAGCCUUCACCGUGUGUUUGAGGUGAACGUGCGUCAGUGGAACUGUGGCAGCCAUCACCUCUCCGUUGCCUGCAAUUGUGGCGUAGCUGCAUGGGAAGAUAAUGAUAUUGUUGUCCUCGACAUGUGCAACAGGCAGUUUCUGGAAACCAAACCUCAGUUGAUAAUUAAAAGCAUCAGGGCCUCGUCACAACAAAAUGUCAGAAUCAUGAAGUCCUAUGGAGGGAAAAAAAUUACUAUCUCAUUCCCUUCGGGAGCAUUUGUUCGAGCUGAUGUAAGCGACUGGGGAAUGAGUUUGACAGUGAGGGCACCGAGCAUUGAUUUUAACAGCACCAGAGGUUUAUGUGGCAUCUUUGACAGAAAUAGUCAGAAUGACUUCCACAGUGCUGAUGGGAGCCCUUUGCUUUCUCGCCUGAAUAGUAUGCCUGAGGAGGAUUUCAUAGAAGUUUGGAGAAUAGCCCCAGGGAUGAGUUUAUUUGACAAGACUCCACCAUUGCCUGAAUGGAAGGAGAGGAAUCAUUACUGUCUAUGCCAAAGGGAGCAUGCCUUAUACGUGCAGACCGUCAAUACUCUGCAUACAUUUCAGAAUUCUCCCCCACGAUCUUUGGAUUGCUAUUAUGAGAACGUGGAUUAUAUGUCCAUAAUCCCAUAUUUAGAUGCCACAUCGGAAUAUGGCACUGAUGUAGAAACUGAUUCUACUGUAUUAGCGGAUGGAAAAUCAUCAGCCCCAACUUUUGGCCAAUGGCAUUUGCUUCAGGCAACCAAAACCGGAAAUCACUAUGAUGGGCUCUUAAAUCCAAAUGGGCAGAAUAUCUCCUUAAAGAAGCCCCAAAAUGAAAGCUUUGCUGACUCCUCUAAUCAAUGGGAGGAGCUAUCAAGAGAAAAAAUGCAAGAAGGGAAUUGGGAAUACUUAUCUAUUUCUUCUUUUCAAAGCUUGGGUCAAGCUGACUUGGAAAGUUUCACAUAUUUUUUCCCAGAAGAUUAUUUUGAAGGAAAGAGGCCCAAAGUUCAGGUCACAUGGCCGACUCCAAGCGGCCUCACCUCAGCCAAAGCCUUAGCAAAUUGUCAGAAGAUGCUCAUAAACUCUGCCAUUGGCUCAGCUUGUAAGGGACUUCUUGGCACCCAGCUGGAUGUGGCCAUUGAAAUGUGCCUUUUAGAUGUACAAAUCAAAGAUGACCUUGCAUGGGGAGAAUCAAUUAUUGCAUUUCUGGAAAAUGACUGUGAAAAAAGACUGCUCGCAGAAAAUAUCACUGAGCAGUUUCGUUCACAAAGUGAGCUACCUGCUAUGCAUGAAGAAAUCAUCAGAGCACUCAGGUGUCCCAAUCUUUGUAAUGGCCAUGGACAGUGCACUAUAUGGGGAUGCCAGUGCUUUGAAGGAUACAGUUCCCAUGACUGUACAAUUGCCAAAAAGCACCCUGUGGAGAUCACAAAUCUACUCAAUGGUGGUUUCUGUGACGUACAAGUUUCUGACUGCAGUAGAAUCCAAGUGUUUGGACUUAGCUUUAGUGACUUUCCUGAACUUCACUGUGAGAUCACCAGGUUGACUUAUCACAAUGAUGAGUGGAUACCCAGAGAACGUGAAAUCACAAAAGCGAAUUUUUUGAAUCUGACUGCCAUAGAGUGCCAGAUCCCUCCUCUGAACAAUACAAGGACAGAAGCUAUUCGUUUCAUGACGGAUGUUGAACCGUACGCAAGAUGGCAAGUGAAAAUUUCUAAUAAUGGAUUCCAGUACAGUAAUUCGAAAGUUUUGACCUUGUAUGAUGGAGUCUGCCAGGAUUGCGAAUUCUAUCAAAAUGGGCUUUGUAAAUUAAAGGAAAAUGCUUGCAAUAUAGAUGGACAAUGCUAUGCCAAAGGCGAUUUGAGCCUUACCAGCUCUUGUCUUCUCUGUGAGCCUGCGAUUUCUAAAUUCACCUGGUCUGCCAAUGAAAACAACUUGCCACCUGUGUUCCAAGCUCCAUCCGGCCAGCUUCUGACAUUUGAGGGAGAGAAUUUUGUUUACCAGCUGCUAGCAUCGGAUCCUGAGAGAUCGGCUGUGCUGUUUACCUUAGAAGGUGGUCCUCCAGACGCCUCCCUCUCUCCUGCUGGUCUCCUCAUCUGGAAAGUCAGCUCUGGAGAAUUAGAGAGCUUCGAAUUCACUGUGUCUGAUGAAUGCAAUGUGCAAAGCAGGCACUCAGUUCAGGUUUCAGUUAAACCUUGUGGCUGCUUGAAUGGUGGAACAUGCAUCACCAAUGUUAACUUCCCUCCGGGAAUCGGUGAAUAUCUCUGUAUAUGUCGCAGUGGCUUUGAAGGGGAGCUUUGCCAGAACAGCCAUAAUACUUGCAAAUCAAACCCAUGUGGAAUUGGCUCUUGUAUAGAUGGAGUAGAUGGCUACAUUUGUAACUGUCCAGCAGGUUGGAAAGGGCUUACUUGUCAGGAAGACAUAAAUGAAUGUGAAGACAACCUUUGUUUUCCUGGUGCUUCUUGCACAAAUACCAUGGGAUCCUAUGCAUGUGGCAAGUGCCCUAGUGGGAUGAUGGGUGAUGGAAGAAAGUGCAAGUCUGAGGACACUGCUGACAGGAUGGAAGCUUUCAUUACUGAUCAUCGCAAUACCAGAGGUGAAUGGAAAAUGAGUGAAGGUAAACAGCUAGUGAGAACCCCCGAAGUGAAGACUUUGUCUGCAAUUAAGUAUGUUAAUGCUAGCGAGGUGCACGGUCAUGCAGCCGUUCUGCCAUCUAUUACUAACUGUGCCAACAGACCUUGCUUUCCUGGAGUGAUGUGCAUUGACCGUAAACCUCCAAGUAUUGGAUACCUCUGUGGCCGAUGUCCAGCAGGUUUCUCUGGAAAUGGACGAAUCUGCACAAGAGCAUCUAGACCAGUGUCUAGAUCUAGCCAAAAUUUGACUGAUAUACCUGCGAAAGACAUAGGAGAACUCAACGUUUCUUCAACCCAAGGUGGCAUAAAGAAAUCACAAAAGACUGAAUCUGAACACUCACACAUCCUCAUCCCAAAACCGGAAGUAAGUUUUCUUAUGGCGAGAUAUCCCAUAACAGUGGACAUUCAGCCACCAAUGAAGGAAAGGGUGGAGCCUGUGCAUCAUACAUCAGCUGUGAAGAAACUGCCUCUGGAUUUCAAACUCUCAGGCAGAUCCUUUUCAUUGAAUGAAGAAAGAAAUACCAGCCAGAGCCUCCUUCUGCACCGAAAUAGUGAAGCAGCUCACCAAGGAGCAGCCCAACCCUUUUCAGACUAUAAGCUGUAUCUCCAGUCACAUAUCACAAGGAACAUCUCCACUCGACAAGAAACAAAUUCCAGGCUAUCAGCUGCAAGGCUGCCUGCUGUUCAACAGACACAUGCCUCAUUUGAUAUGUUGUCUUCUAGAAAACCAUCUCUUGGAAUUUCAUCUACACAGGCUAAAUCUGCCCGUAGUUUUAAGGCAGAGCACCCAAGGACAUCUGUUCCAACAACACCAUUGCCUUUCCAUCGAAAAGCUCCCUUUUCUGGUAUAGCCCCACUAAGCACCAGCUGGCCAGACGAGAGUUCUGCACAAUCAAGGCUUCCAGGGUGGGCAGCUUUGCGGAGAAAGCCUUAUGCCUCUGCAGUAAACCAUUUGACACUUUCCAAAGCCAUUAAUAUAGCACGGCUUAACAAGAAAGUCUCCUGUGCAGAUAUGCCGUGUUUCAAUGCAGUGCAAUGUGAGCCAACAAAGGACGGGGAAUUUAAAUGUGGAUCCUGCCCUUCAGGAUACAGUGGUGAUGGAAUUCAAUGCCAUGCAUUUUGUGAUCCACCAUGUGAGAAUGGAGGAACAUGCAUCACUCAAAAUAUCUGUUCAUGUGUUUAUGGAUUUGUUGGUCCUAGAUGUGAAACAUUGGUGUGUAAUAGGCAUUGUCACAAUGGGGGGAAAUGUGUGGCGCCAGAUGAAUGUGAAUGCAAACCGGGAUGGAGCAGUCCUUUGUGCGAGACAGCUGUUUGUAAUCCUGUUUGUCUAAAUGGCGGGACCUGCAUCCGGCCAAAUACAUGCGCUUGUCCAUAUGGCUUCUUUGGACCUCAAUGUCAAUCUGCUUUUUGCAAUCCUCCUUGUAAGAACAACGGAAAAUGUAUGAGAAACAAUCUGUGCUCCUGUAUGGAAGGUUAUGUUGGAAGAAGAUGUCAGAAAAGUGUCUGUGAUCCAAUGUGUAUGAAUGGAGGGAGAUGCAUCAGCCCUGACGUUUGCGACUGCCCAUCUGGCUGGAAAGGAAAGCAUUGCAGUAAAUCUGUUUGUCUUCCCAGCUGCUUGAAUGGAGGUGAAUGUAUCGGACCUAAUGUCUGCCAAUGCCCAGGAGGAUGGGGGGGACUCCUAUGUCAGAUUCCCCUUUGCGAGCCUCAGUGCCAGUUCGGGGGCCGAUGUAGCAAGCCAAAUGUUUGUACCUGUAGAAGUGGAUACAGUGGUUCAAACUGCGGAAAGAAGCUCCAUAUAGGAUGAAGAAAACAGAAGGACAAUGAAGACAUUCAUUCUGAUGCCGAGAUGCUAAGGCUUUUUCUUUUCUUUUAAGGUUGGCUGACAAUGCACUGUAAAGGGACUGCUAAAUUUCUCCCUCCUGCCUCCAAUCACAGCAAGCAUUAAGUCAUGUUGAGAAUUUACUGAUUCCAGGGCAUACGCCCACAGCUUUAGCUAGUUGCUGGUGUCACAUUAGGUGACACCACCCUCAAUCUCACUUUUUUUUUUUUUUUUUGGCAGCAUAAUGCCAUUACCUCAGCCACUCACUGGCUGCAAGUGCCAAAUUCAACAGUGACUUGCAGAGUGCUGAAAAAAGAUUGUUGCCGUUGGCUAACUUCAUGUU
This is a messenger RNA of Elgaria multicarinata webbii, 6331 nucleotides long. RefSeq names its product von Willebrand factor D and EGF domain-containing protein-like. Gene Ontology annotation, biological process: anatomical structure development. The transcript is spliced from 31 exons. Gene Ontology annotation, molecular function: calcium ion binding; signaling receptor binding. The record is from RefSeq and is a predicted model, not a curated record. NCBI's taxonomy places the organism in Eukaryota, Metazoa, Chordata, Lepidosauria, Squamata, Anguidae. Gene Ontology annotation, cellular component: extracellular region; cell surface. The coding region runs from base 1 to 5973 and encodes 1990 amino acids.